AUGGAGUCGGAAUCAUAUGCUGAGGUACCCAUGCUUCCCUCAACUGAUGAAGAUCUUGGCCAAGGAUCAAUUAUCUUUUCGGAAGAGCAGGGGAUAUUUAGAUCUGAAAGCUGGGAAUCUUUCUACUUGGAUGAUGUGCUUAUUGACUCUGGUUUCAUCAAAACUGAUCCUGAUAUGUUGAUGACAAUUUGGCACUCUCCAGAGUGCCCUUUGGGUCCUUGGGUAUUUGACAACCUUGAGAAGAAGUAUUGUGAUGAGACAACUGGGCCGAGAUCUGAAAGGAGGCUACUCUUUGACCGUAUAAAUUCAGCAUUCUUGGAGAUCUAUCAGAGGUUCAUCGACCCCUGCCCAUGGGUGAAGCCAGCAACAAGACAAGUUGGUACAAAAUUGCAGCUACAUGGGGUGAAAGAUGAACUGCAUAAAUUACUGGCAAGCCAAGAAAAGAGAGCGAACGAGGACAUAUCUGAAAUGAUGCUAGACUGGGAGAUGCAAUGGUUAGAUUUCGGAGACAAUAUGAACAUGAUAGGUAAGGACAUCGAGAAAUUGUUGAUAAAUGACCUUAUAACAGAGUUGGUAGUCAUGCAUUACUUUUGA
Messenger RNA from Ilex paraguariensis (yerba mate), 594 nucleotides. NCBI's taxonomy places the organism in Eukaryota, Viridiplantae, Streptophyta, Magnoliopsida, Aquifoliales, Aquifoliaceae. The record is from the annotation of a GenBank genome assembly.